Messenger RNA from Mesocestoides corti, 462 nucleotides. Lineage: Eukaryota; Metazoa; Platyhelminthes; Cestoda; Cyclophyllidea; Mesocestoididae. The record is from the annotation of a GenBank genome assembly.
AUGGCGAGUUUCAUCGCCAAGCAACUCAUUGGGAGCCAGUUGGACUCGGUUAAAGGAGCUCUGGGCGACAAGAAAGACGAAGGCGGGUCUUCUGGCGCGAGGGAAAUCGAUCCCGAAGUCGAGGAGGCCUUGCGAGAAGCCGAGCAGCGAAGACAGGAGAAGCACCGAAAAAUGGAAGAAGAACGUGAGGCAAUGCGCCAAGACAUUCGCGAUAAGUAUGGGAUAAAGAAGAAGGAGGUGGAGAUCGAUUUUGACGAGAUCAUGAUGAACAACGAAGGGGGCCGAUUGGGGAGGAAACGAAAGACGCCGGCCGAACUGGCUGCCGAAGCAGACCUCGCUGCGGCUGACGAAGACUCCCUCAUCGGAAUGCUGCCAGAGAGCAUGCGUGGAAUCGCGUCCAAAGUAACCGAAGCCCCUGGGAAACUCAUUUCGGAGGCGUCAGAGAAAUGCCUCCUGUCCUAG